Molecule: messenger RNA, 3710 nt
Organism: Rhinichthys klamathensis goyatoka
Lineage: Eukaryota; Metazoa; Chordata; Actinopteri; Cypriniformes; Leuciscidae
Exons: 14
Coding region: 16-3585 (1189 amino acids)
Molecular function (GO): protein binding
Source: RefSeq, a predicted model, not a curated record
UCCUCUCAGUUUGAAAUGCCACCACGAAUCAGCCCCCUUAAGGAUGCCAUGCAUCAUGUUGUUUCAAAGACUGACAAAACAUUCAAAUUAGAUGUGAAGUAUAUCAAUGCAGUGAAAGGACGUGGUCUAUUUGCAAAGGGUGACUUUUGCAAAGGUGAUUUUGUUGUUGAGUACAGGGGAGAUAUGAUAAAUGAUGCAGAACUGCAGAGAAGAAGAAAACGUUACCACGCAUCCUGUGCUGCAUUUAUGUUUGAUUUCAAGUGGCGAGGGAAAACAUGGUGUAUUGAUGCGUCAAGAGAAGAUGGAUCGUAUGGGCGGAUCGUUAAUGAUUGUCACAAACAUCCAAAUUGUAAGAUGAAGAAAAUUGACGUCAAUGGAAAGCCUCACCUUUGUCUGUUUGCCCUGGAUGACAUUAAAGAAGGAGAAGAAAUUGCCUAUGAUUAUGGAGGAGAAAACUACCCAUGGAGAACACAAAUGACCAGCGCUCCUGUUAAUACCAGCACAGCGAGUAACUCUGAUCCUUCUCUCCAGUCAGAGACUCAGAUGGAUGAUGAAUCUGCUCAAAUCAACUCUCCUCAACAGAUGACCAGCGCUCCUGUUAAUACCAGCACAGCGAGUAACUCUGAUCCUUCUCUCCAGUCAGAGACUCAGAUGGAUGAUGAAUCUGCUCAAAUCAACUCUCCUCAACAGAUGACCAGCGCUCCUGUUAAUACCAGCACAGCGAGUAACUCUGAUCCUUCUCUCCAGUCAGAGACUCAGAUGGAUGAUGAAUCUGCUCAAAUCAACUCUCCUCAACAGAUGACCAGCGCUCCUGUUAAUACCAGCACAGCGAGUAACUCUGAUCCUUCUCUCCAGUCAGAGACUCAGAUGGAUGAUGAAUCUGCUCAAAUCAACUCUCCUCAACAGAUGACCAGCGCUCCUGUUAAUACCAGCACAGCGAGUAACUCUGAUCCUUCUCUCCAGUCAGAGACUCAGAUGGAUGAUGAAUCUGCUCAAAUCAACUCUCCUCAACAGAUGACCAGCGCUCCUGUUAAUACCAGCACAGCGAGUAACUCUGAUCCUUCUCUCCAGUCAGAGACUCAGAUGGAUGAUGAAUCUGCUCAAAUCAACUCUCCUCAACAGAUUGUGAUACAGCUCCGAAAUGAAAAUGACAUUUUUGUACCAAGACUGAGACGGACUAAAAGUAUCAUGAUGAAAGACAUGGAUCUUCAAGAUUCUGGUGAGCUCUUUGAUUCUACACCAGAGAGUUCAGAUAAUUAUGUCCCAGAUACCACUUCCAACAGUGACAGUGACAGUGAUGUUAGCCUUACACUGAACCCAACAAAGCAUCAGCUUCUUGAUGAACUGGAUAUGAAUGAAUCUGCCUCUGUAAGCUCCCCUGACUGUGACACAACAACGUCAGACAAAAUGCACAGCCUUACAUCUAAAACAUCUGAAACAGUAGAAGAGCCCAGUUCAGACUGCGUAUUUGUUAAUGCAUACCAAAAAAGAGAUGGCGGUAGAGUGUAUAACAAGAGACAUUACUGCUUGUAUUGCUCCAAACCUUACGCUAAGAUGGCAAGGCAUCUAGAAAGUUCACAUGCAAAUACAUCUGAUGUGGCUAGAGCUCUAAGCUUUCCAAAAGGUUCAAAAGAGAGAAAAAAACAGCUGGAUUAUAUUCGCAACAAAGGGAACUAUGCCCACAAUGCUGCUGUUAUGGAAUCAGGAAAGGGGGAACUGGUGCCAUUUAAACGACCACCUAAAAAAGCGCAGGGAGAGGAUUUUAUGCAUUGUGCGUACUGUCAAGGACUUUUUACAAGAAAGGUCCUGUGGCGUCAUAUGCGUUCUUGUAGACUUAAACCUCAGUCAGUCCCCCCCAAACCAGGAAAAAACCGUGUUCAGUCCAUGUGUACAUACACAGGUCCUGUGCCUUCAAACAUGACCAAACAACUGUGGGGAGUAAUCAGUGCCAUGACUCCUGACCCAAUCACAGAUAUAAUAAAAAAUGACAGAGUAAUUACUGAAAUUGGGCAGCACUUGUUGAACAAAGGAGGGCUAUCAGCCAAAAAUAAACAGUAUGUGCGGGAGAAGAUGCGAGAAUUGGGAAGGUUGAUUCACAAGGCGAGGAGAGUCACCUCGUUAAAAACGAUGGAAGAUUGUGUAAAUCCAAAGAAGUACAUGGAGACUGUCAAAGCUGUGAAGUAUACGUGUGGGUAUGACAGUGAAACGGACAAGUUCAUGAUUCCAUCGCUUGCAAACAAGCUUGGGAAUUCCCUGGUUAAAGUGAGCAAACUCUUAAAAGCUCAGGGAUUAAUCUCAAAUGACAAACAGCUUGUAAAGAACGCCAGUGAGUUUCUAGAAGUCCAUGAGAGCAAGUGGAACGAGAUGAUCUCGGCUACAGCAUUGAGGAACAUCAGUGAAGCAAAGUGGAAUGUGCCCACUAUCAUGCCCUUUACCGAAGACGUCCAGAAAAUGCAUACUUAUCUCAGUGAAGUGCAAGACAAGUGGUUCAAAACACUCUCUGAAAGUCCCUCUACUAAAGCCUGGAUGGAUCUGGCAAAGGUGUGUCUAGCCCAGAUGAUUCUCUUUAACCGCCGCAGGGAAGGAGAGGUUUCGAGCAUGCCUUUGUCUGCAUUUCUAUCAAGAGACACUUCUGAUCCACAUGAAGAUGUGGACUGGGCACUCUCUGAAGUGGAAAAAAAACUCUGCAGACACUUCACAAGGGUUAUCACAAGGGGAAAGCGUGGUCGACCAGUUCCAAUUCUUCUGACUCCAAAAAUGCUAUCUGCCUUAGAAAUCCUUGUUAAGCAGAGAGAGGCUUGUGGGGUUCUGAAAGACAAUCCCUAUAUGUUUGCAAGACCAGAAGCCAUGACACAUUUUCGAGGGUCAGACUGCCUCCGUGGCUUUGCUAAGGUGUGUGGCGCAAAGUGUCCCAAGUCACUGACAUCUACAAGACUGCGAAAGCAUGCCGCAACACUUUCAACCGUGCUGAAUAUGACUGACACAGAGAUGGACCAGCUGGCAAACUUUCUUGGACACGACAUAAGAAUCCAUCGUGAGUUCUAUCGUCUCCCUGAGAAGACCCUGCAACUUGCCAAGAUCAGCAAAGUUCUAAUGGCUCUUGAGCAAGGAAGAUUAGCUGAGUUCCAUGGCAAGAACUUGGAUGAAAUUGGGAUAGCUCCUGAUGAAAAAGUUAUUGACUGUGAUGAGGAAGACGGGAGCAUACAAGAGGGACACUGUUCAUCUACUGUUGACGAACCAUCUUCAGAGGUGGCACUUCCUCCUACCGAGAGGAAUGACAUGCCGCCACCACCCAAGAGACGCAGACCACCAUCAGAUGAAGAGAUGCCUUCAGGAGCCAGUGCUGUGAGGCCUUCUUCCAAAGGUAAAAGUACCCAGAAGACACCCUGGCAGCAGACAGAGGUGCAGGCGGUGGAAAGGCACAUGCAGCGAUUCAUCACAUCGCUCACUGUACCAGCAAAGAGUGACUGUGAAAAAUGUUUGAAAGCUGAACCAGGAGCGCUUAAGAACCGCGAUUGGAAGACUGUAAAAUUUUACAUUUAUAAUCGUAUUACAGCUUACAAAAAGAAAUUCCAGUGCAAAUAAUAAUAAUGUGAAGAUCCAACUCUGUCGUGGCAGGUUUUGUUCAAAGAUGUUAAAAGGUUAAAGAUGUUUUUGGGUUUACUAACCCUUUAAAACUACAGAAACACGUGUAGGCUAUAGAAUAACUU